UUGCAAGCGAUAAAAAAAUAUAUUGCCGCUCAAUAUAAAGUCGACGCUGAAAAACUAGCUCCGUUCAUCAGAAAGUACCUGAAGAGCGCAGUCGAAUCGGGUGCGCUUAUACAGACAAAGGGCAAGGGGGCUUCCGGUUCCUUUAAGCUUGAAUCAAAAUCGUCCGCCUCUAAGAAACCGUCGACGGGUAAGAGCAGCGGUGGCGCAAAGAGCGGCGCGUCCGCCGCUAGCUCGGUGUCGGCGAAGGUGAAGAAGAGCACCGCCGCGGGUAAGGGUAAAAAGGCAGCAUCGGCAGCGACCGCAUCAUCACCGUCUAAGGCAAAACCGUCUGCAGCUACCAAGGACAAGAAGGCGGCCGCCGCGAAAAAGAAGCCGGCAGCCGCAAGAAAAUCCGCAACCGCUGGCCAAAGCGGCGUUUCUAAGGCGAAAGGCGCCGCUUCGAAGGCGAAAAAGAGCGCCAAACCACCGACAAAGAAACCUAAGGCUCCAAAACCGAAGAAGGCGGCAACACCCAAAUCGAAGCCUUCCGCGGCGGCAUCGAAGAAGGCAGCCGCUUCUAAAAAGUAA
Messenger RNA from Parnassius mnemosyne (clouded apollo), 567 nucleotides. The record is from the annotation of a GenBank genome assembly. NCBI's taxonomy places the organism in Eukaryota, Metazoa, Arthropoda, Insecta, Lepidoptera, Papilionidae.